Molecule: messenger RNA, 9273 nt
Organism: Anopheles bellator
Lineage: Eukaryota; Metazoa; Arthropoda; Insecta; Diptera; Culicidae
Gene: pcx
Product: protein pecanex
Exons: 13
Coding region: 1-9273 (3090 amino acids)
Biological process (GO): endoplasmic reticulum organization
Cellular component (GO): membrane; endoplasmic reticulum
Source: RefSeq, a predicted model, not a curated record
AUGGGUUCGCAAACGUUGGAAAUCCUGCGGCAGGGUGUGCUGGCCAGUUUGACCGGCGGCUGGUACUACGACGUGCAUCAGAAUGUCUUCUGCAAUGCCGUCCAUCUGUACAUCUGGUUGUUUCUGUUGUUUCUUCCGUUCAUCAUUUACAUGUACUUUCCUACAACGUUAAUCGUAUGGAGCGUAUACUGUGUCCUGGUUGCCAUCAUCAUCACAUUCUUCAAGAUGGUUAACGUGGCCCUGCACCGGAUGUACGACCGGGCGCGCACCAUGUCGGAGACCAAUCUGAAGAAACCGGGAGUCGGCGGGGGGACGAAGGCGCCUGGUGCCGGCGGUCCCAACAGUGGCCCGGGUGGUGGUGGUGGCGAGGACGACGAGGCCGGUAUUGAGAUGCAAAUCCUCGGUACUGUUGAAGCAGUCGGAACGCCACCGGUGAAUGCAUCAUCCCGUACCUCGGUGGAGCAUCCGAGCGAUGAAAACCACAGCUACGCCAACAGUGCGCUUUCGUUCGAUUUUCCGGAACAGGUGACGAGCACGAUCGACCUGAAGGUGGACGUGCACCGUAAGAACAGCUCCGAAUCGAGCGAAAGCGGGAUGAGCGGUGGCGCAACUGGCACUGGGGUCGAUGGGGCGGCAUGUGGUGAAGCGAGUGGACACGCGAGGGCACGCUGCACUACAGUGCAAACGCACUCGGCGGAAGUUUGCAGUACGGCCACGCAUAAAAGAUCGCUUUCGACGCCCAACCAGGAUCGCUUUUCGGAAAUGGCACUAGAGAAUGUGGUGCGAGAGAUGUCGGGUGAGUUCGGAACCGCCGGCGGAUCGAGUAGUGCCGGCGGAAGCACUAGCAUAGUGGCAAUCGAUGGCGCGGGCCGGUCGAUGAUAAGCGCCCAAUCAAAUGCCUCGCUACGAAGGCAUCAGUACAAGUCGAGGCGGAAGCAGCGCUUCAUGAACAGUCAGCUGCAGCGUCAGAUUUCGCUCGAUUCCGAAAAACUCGCGAUGGGCAGUGGGAGCAGCGUGUUUGGGGAAGAGGAGCGCGGCGUCGACGUCACCGACGGUGCCCGUAACCGACGCAAACAGGGUGGCGUAAGCAGAGGAGCGAGCGGAGGUGACGGAGUCAAGCUACAGAGGCACCUGAGUUCCGACGGUCAGAGCAACAAAUCGAUCGGCUCAUUGUUUCAGCAUCAUCAGCACUAUCAGUUGCACCAUCAUCACCAUCAUCAUCAUCAUCUGCUGGCCUUGCAGAACCACGAUCCGGCCGAUCUCUACCACCUGGACCACAGCUACACGAAAUCUGCCGUACAACUGGCGAUAGAAAGCACGGCGGGCGACGCAAUCGGAGGCAGCGGUAAAGGAACUAUUGGUGGUGGUAGUGGUGGAGGAUCGUACCUUCUUCAUCAGGCCACUCCCAUCCGACGCGAUUCGAGCAGUACGAUGUCCGCCUUGCAACUGCCAACGAUCGCUAGCGGUAGCAGUAGUGCCGUAGUCGGUGCCGGGAUUGUUAGUGGUGCUGGUAAUGGGCCAUCCGGUAGCGGGAGAAGUGGUUCGGGUGGAGGCAGCAAACGUCGGCGCCACUCGAACACUAAUUCCGGCAACGGGGGCACGGGACGGCCACUGCCACGGUCACUGACUUCAGUGCGACGGAUCAAGAGCGCCGCGCUCGAAACCUGCAGUCCGGCGUCGAUCUCUAACCUAACGCCAACCCACCCGAACAGCGUGGAGGUGAUCGGCGGCCAAACACUGCGCAAUCCACGCCACACCGUACUGCCGCCGCCGAGCAAGUGUUUGUCCCGCAAUCCGUACCUGAACUUGUUUACGAAAUCGAACGAAGGGAGCAGCGGAUCGGGGCUGGUGGACGUGUGUCGGGGAACCGCCUCGAGCCUUACGAUGGUGAUGGGUUGUGAUGAGGAAGCGGCUGGAGGAGCAGAAGGAGGCGUUGGCGGAGAAGGGUGUGGUGAAGCAGGUGAAAGUGGCAGUGCGAACACAGCCGGCGAUCCCGUUUAUCCGAUCGCCGAACAGUCAGACGAGAGUACACCGAUCAAGAACGGAGGUGACGGUAAUGGUGUGCGAUUGGUGAGUGACGAAGUAACAGUCAUCCAACGGUUCGUCCUCCAUUUGUCCGAUUCGGACGAUGGCCUGCAGGACGAUGAUGAUGAUGACGAGGAGGAAGAUGAAGAGGAUGAGGAAGAAGAGGAGGGGGACGACGAUUGUGGUGAUAGAGAGAGCGACGACGAAGAAGUGGAAGAAGAGGAGGGAGAAGCGCACGUGCAUGUUGGGGAGGAUGGUGUUGAAGCGGCCGUGGAGCACGAUCAGUGCACUGGAAGGGCGCGGGAAGAAGACGGGCCAAAGCUGGUGGACCGGGUAGCAGAUAGUGAGGAGGAUCUUACGUUGCAUGAUCAACUCCGUCGGCUGCACCAUCAGCAGCAGCAAAGGGAUCGGAUGGAACUUCUCGAUCAUCAUCUCGAUACGGCAGAUCGGUCGGCGGUACCUGCGGGUGACGGGGGUGACGAUCGGAGCGACGAAGCGAUCGAUUCCGAUCUCGAUCCCCCGGACAGUGGCCUUCAGUCGACGGAUUCCGAUACGGAAAACAAUGCGGGCUCACGAUCGCCGCUUCUCGAACCGCGCAAUCAUCGGGCGGGUUCCGAGCAAGCGGUGGUUAUAGUGGAGGCCAAGAACACCGCUUGCUUGGCGGCGCCCAACGCCAGUGGUGGCGGUGGGGACGUGAAGAAAACUUCAUCCAGUCCAACGAUCAGCGACACGCUGCGGUCCCCGGUGAAGCCGUUCGGUGACGAACUGGGAUGUCUCUCCUCCAGUGAUUGGGAGCACGCGAGUGCCAGUUCCAAAGAUUUGCUGAUUGCAAAAGACAGUCCUCCCAAGGCGGCGAAUGCACCAUCGGUGGGCGGAGAGCACGAUCCAUCUGCGACACAACGAACAGCUGGGGGCAGUGGGAAAACGGGCGAUUGUGCAGCGCCCGACACUUCGUCCACUUCCGGUAUUACGCCGUCCGCACAGCGUAAUCUGGGUGCGAUUCCCAAAACUUCGCCCCAGGGACGGUUCAGCACACGGCGACUGAGCAUCGAAGACAACUAUCCCAGCACGAGUGGCAAGAUCUACAAUCGGACACUCUCGCAGCGGCUAUCUGCGGAGCGGAUACCGGAAAAUGCUGCCACUGCACCACUGAUCACGUUCCUCAACUAUCGCUCAGAUGUGCCAAUUCCGCCGAUAUACCUGCCGGGCAAUAGUGCGCUGUCGGAGCAGCAAACGAACGGAAGUUUUAGCUUUCGGUCGCGUGGUAUCCCAUUCCCCUCCCGGUCAUACCGCCAGUUAAACUGCCGCCUGCGAAUCCUCAAAUCGGCCGACGAGGGAGGCAGUGAUAGUGCUGAGCCGGCGGGAGCAAUGGCAGCGUCAGCAUCGGCGGCGGCCUGUGGAAUAGAAACGACUUCCGGUGCGGUUGGAGUGAACGAUUACUGGCGCGACGAUGAUAACAACAACUGCAAUUACUGCCUGGAUGCGCUCGAAGGUGGACAACAGCAGGCGGUUACGGGCGGGCGUUUGCAGUCGGAGGCUGCGGGCAGCCACAGCGUCGGCGGCGCAGGAGGAAGCAGCACACGGGGCGGUGGUGUUGGUAUCGGAGGUGGUGAGCUGAUGCCGGGAUCGGUCGGCGAGUUGCCUUGGAAUUUGUAUGUAGCCGACGAUUCCGACCGCUGGCUGCGCUGUGCGGCCAACGCAAUCAAGGAGCGGAUCGGAGCGCUCAACCAUCAUCUGCACGCACACCACCAUCUACACCAUAUGCAUCAUCACCAUCACCCUCGCAGCACGAUCAGCAUCAGUGGUCCGUCGGGCAGUGGUAUUGGUGGGGCGGGCAGUGGAAGCGUUCUGAGCGGAUCCGGUGGCGGUGGGGCAACGAUCGGGACGAUUUCUUCCACCGGCGAUGAUUUCAACACUGCAUCCAUUAAUUCUGCCGUGGGGACGAUCGAUAAGGCAAUCGUCGCGUCGACGGACUGCAGCCUUUCGCGGGCACAGAGCACAAUCGAUGUCGUGCUACACUCGAUGUUCGGCGAAGGUGGCCAAACGGUGCGCCCGAAGCGUUACUACCGCUUUCCCCUGAACUUCCUGUGCUUCCGAGAGCAUCUGAACAUCUCGAUGAAUCGGUUGCAGCUGUUGGCGUUGUUCGAUCGCGACACCAGCUGGGCGCAGGUCGUGCUCGCCAUCGGUCUCUGCACGCUCGUCUCGCUGCUCGGCUCGCUCGUCCUGUACCUGAAGUUCUACGAAGAUCUGUACGCGUUCAUCUUUUGCUUCGUGAUUGCCGGCAGUCAGUACUCGCUGCUUAAGAGCGUCCAGCCCGAUGCGGCCUCACCGAUCCAUGGAUUUAACAAAACCGUCACUUACUCGCGCCCGAUCUACUUCUGUCUGUGCUGCGCGCUGCUGCUGGGUGUGCACCGGGUGCUGAGAGAGUACGAGCUGGAACUAGGCCAGGGAGCUCCACUGGAGGGUCUGGGAACGCACGUCCUGUUCGGAUUUCGCAUCUCGAUCGUAGCCUUUCUCCAGUCGAGCCAGAGCAUCCUCUCGGUCGUGAUCCUCUCGUUUCCGUUCCUGUUUAGCCUCGGAUUGUUCCCGCAGAUCAAUACCUUCACGAUGUACUUUCUGGAGCAGCUGGACAUGCACCUCUUCGGCAGCAACGCUUCGUGCAGUCUGCUUGCGUCCUUUCUCUCCGUGCUGCGGUCCGUGUUGGCUUGCACGCUCCUGUUUGGGCCCGCUUUCGGUGCCCUGUCCGAGACCGGCACCCAGCAUGUACUGUUCUCGAUGUUUUGCGCUUUCCUUGUGACCGUGUCGUACCAUCUGUCGAGGUGCGCGAGCGACUACACGUACGUUUGGGCGGUGAUCAAGUCGCUGCUACUGGCGCACCCGGACGAUGACGAUACAUCCAGUGGGGGCCGAGACGGCUCGAAGCGCUCGGUGUCCUCGGGCUCGUGCGAUGACUCGAAGGGGGCGGAAGGCCUUCCAACGGUGGUGGCCGGUGCUGAGCGACGGCAAUCGGUGCCGGCCCGAUCAACGGACGAGAUGAACCGGGAUUUCGACGAAGAGGCGGGACGCGAGGACACGAAAGAACUGGACGAUCCCUUACCGCGAAAGUUACAGGAUACGGUGACGGCGCGCAUGAAGAACGAUGGCGUGGUGUGCGUGGUGCUGGCGGUGGCCAUGUUCAGUCUGCACUGCAGCACCGUCUUCACGGUGCUCCAGCCGGAAAUCAAUCACGUGCUGCACUCGGGCGCCUGCAUUGUGGGGUUUCUUGUUCACUACAUCGUGCCGCAGCUCCGGAAGCACCUGCCGUGGUUGUGCAUCGCAAAACCGAUUCUGAAACCGGACGAGUUCGGUCUGUUCGAAGUGCAGAAGUUGUCGAAAAUCAUGUGGUUCGAGACGAUGUACGUGCUGUUGUGUUUCUUCGAGCGCAACAUCCUCUAUCCGCUGAUCUUUGUCAGUGCCCUGACCGCUGACUCGGCGUUGAUUGUGGAAAAGUUUGGCCUCACGCUCGGCACCAUGCUGAUCGUCGUUUGCAGUUUGAAGUGUGUCCGAAACUCGUACUCCGACGUCGGUAGUCAGUACAUUAUACUCAUCUUCACCGUACUGUUCUUUCGGUUGGACUACAAACUGUCUAGCGAAACGUUCCUGCUCGACUACUUUCUCAUCUCGAUCCUGUACCGAAAGAUUUCCGAGUUUCUGCUGAAGUUACAAUUCGUCGUAACGUACAUAGCACCGUGGCAAAUAACGUGGGGAUCGGCAUUUCAUGCGUUCGCCCAGCCCUUCAGUGUUCCGCACUCGGCGAUGCUGUUUCUGCAGACGGCCAUCAGUGCAAUCCUGUCGACACCUCUCAAUCCAUUUCUUGGAAGUGCCAUAUUUCUAACGUCAUACGUGCGCCCGAUUAAGUUCUGGGAGCGUGACUACAACACCCGCCGGAUCGAUCACUCAAACACCCGGCUCAGCUCGCAGCUCGAGCGCGAUCUCGGUGCAGACGAUAACAAUCUGAACAGCAUAUUUUACGAGCAUCUGACCCGCUCGUUGCAGCACUCGCUGUGCGGUGACUUACUGAUGGGUCGCUGGGGUAACGUAAGCCAAGGGGAUUGCUUCGUGCUCGCGUCGGACUACUUAAACUGCCUCGUGCACAUCAUCGAACUCGGUAACGGGCUGUGCACGUUUCAGAUGCGUGGUCUCGAGUUCCGCGGUACCUACUGCCAGCAGCGCGAGGUUGAAGCGAUCUCCGAAGAGGUGGAAGACAAUAUAGGUUGCUGCUGCUGCACGAUAGGCCACCUGCCACGCAUGCUGAGUGCGAAUGCCAUGUUCACUACGCGCUGGCUAGCGUGGCAAGUGAUGGCGUCCAAGUACGUUCUCGAGGGAUACUCGAUAUCGGACAAUUCUGCCACUGCCACACUGCAGGUGUUCGAGUUUCGGAAGGUGCUGAUUUCAUAUUACGUUAAGAGCAUUAUCUACUACACGCUUCGGUCGCCGAAGCUGAUGAGCUGGCUGCAAUCGCAGGCCAUUGAGGAAGCGCUCGAGCAUACGACGGACCGUCAGUUUGUCGAUCUCGAUCCGGUCUUCAAUCACAACCUGGAUGACGAUUAUGAUUUCCGCACGGCGGGCAUUACGCGGGCCAGUUUCUGGUGUAUCUAUGGCGAGUGGAUACAGUUCUGCAGUACCAAAAAGCGCCAGCAGCUACAAGCGGCCCUUAACGAGCGUAACAGUACGCCGAAGAAAACUCCACCGGCUAGCACUUCCGUUCCAUCGGGCGGUGGCACCGGAAGCACUGGCGGUACUGCGGGAAGUGUUGGCAAUUGCGUGGUUUCGUCGACCACUCAGGCCCACGGUGCAAAUUCGGCCACUACGGACGCGGCGAAAGAUGCCAAAGCUUCACCGGGAGCCAGUGUCACGACAGGUUCGACGGCGGAGAUUGACGGUACGGCAGGCGGACUGGGAAGUGCUGGGAACAGUAAGGCUGGUGGUGAGUCGAGUGGAACGCACAACAAUAACGGAGCGCACGCAGCAACGUCCUCGAAUUGUGGAGGUGCGGAUGGAACGAACGCCGGUUCCGGUUCUAACGGAAGCUCCUCCAAUGGUACAUCUAACUUUUUCAGUUCGAACCGUGACUCGUUGGUGACCUCGCUGUGCAUGUCGCUGGCGUUGCUGGCUCGGCGUACGUUAGCCACCGCAAGCCACAGUUCGUCGUGCGGGGUCGAGUUCUUUCUCCACGGGCUGCACGCCUUGUUUAAGGGUGACUUUCGCAUCACGUGCCCUCGCGACGAGUGGGUAUUUGCCGAUAUGGAACUGUUGCACGGUGUGGUUGCUCCCGCUGUCCGGAUGUCGCUGAAGUUACACCAGGACCACUUUCUCUGUCCGGACGAGUACGACGACUACAGCUUCCUGUACAAUGCGAUCGAUUUUCACACGAAAGAGCUGGUCAUUUCGCAUGAAGCGGAUCCGUUGUGGCGAAACGCGGUGCUUCGAGGAACACCGAAUUUGCUUGCCCUGCGCCACGUUAUGGAUGAUGGUUCGGACGAGUACCGCGUGAUACGGCUCAGCAAGCGGUACCUAAACUUUCGGGUCAUUAAAUUGAAUCGCGAGUGUGUGCGUGGAUUGUGGGCUGGCCAGCAGCAGGAGCUGAUCUAUCUGCGCAAUCGGAACCCCGAACGUGGCAGCAUCCAGAACGCAAAGCAGGCGCUCCGCAACAUUAUCAACUCGUCUUGCGAUCAACCGAUCGGUUAUCCGAUUUACGUGUCCCCGCUGACGACAUCGUACGCGGAAACGAACGCACAACUGUGUCGCAUCAUCGGCGGUGAGAUAACGCCCGAAAAGAUUCAACAGAUGCUGAUCCGGUGUUGGAAGCGCAUCCGGCAGCGGUGCCGCGAGGGAUGCAGUAGUGGCAGCGCCAUCGUUGAUGGCGAAAUGACGGAGAUGCAGGGUGUGUACUGUAACACGCCGACACCGAACAACACACUGUCGGGGACGGCAGGCACUCUGUCGUACGGUAGUCAGAACAUGUCGAUCUCCGGUGCCGUUGCAACGCGGGGCAGCAUGGCCAGCAUUAACAAACCGACCAGCUCGACCCUGUUGGCUGGGUUUCUGAACCGGGAGCGGGAUGCGGAGCGCGAGGCGAUGGCCGUUGUAGGGGUGCGGGAACGCAGUACGAUCGCGAAGCGGAAUAUGAGUAGCACGAGCAAAGAUCGCAUCGAUUGGGGUACGCUACAGAUUAGCAAGCGGGACUCGUACCGAGAAGCUGUGCUGGCGGAGGCAGUAGCAGCGGCAGCGGUUGCUGGUGGAAGUGGAAACGACAGUUCCGCCGGAGCUGAUGAUGAGUGUAUGGCCGGUGCUGCCGGAGCGAGUCCGAGUUCGACGCUGAAACCACAAGCUGAAUCGACUUCUGGUCCGAUCGGUCACAAGCAACAUUCGUUGAAGCUUUCGACCGUUGGUACAGGCAUUACAUUGCCGCCGGGAGUUGCCAGCGGUAGUGGAGGUAUGGCGGCCGUUGGUAGUCGAAUACCGGGAGUUCCCGGAACGCUAACGUUCACACUGUCACCUCCGGACGAUGCGUCCUACUCACUGUUCAGUAUGGCUACUGCGGAUUCAACCGAACCGCAGGCGGCAAACCUUCAGUGGAUACAGACGCCUCCGGCGAUCGGGCUGAACAAGAAGGUCAUCAUUGUUGAUGCGUCGCAGAUCUACGAUUGUCUUGAUCUGGGCAGGCGUAUCGAUGUAACUUGGCCGAACGAGCAGUUCCGAGCCAGUGGCGGUCGCGCCUCGUGGAAAGAUUGGAUCCCGCAAGAGGGCAUGGUAGGUUACGUAGUUCACUACUGGCAACCGAACCAUCCGGAUCAUCAUUUCCGUUCGAACGUUAACCGCACGAUACUGUUGGUGAAGAUCGGCGACCGACACGUACCGAUCGGCGAGAAGGGUAUUAAAGAGUACAACACGAUCGGACUAACUUCGAUAGGGGCCAUUUCGUCUACCGUCGACGACAGCCCUGCAGCGUGUGGUGAUUCAUCAUGCCGUUCCGUGUCCAUCAACAUGGUCCCUAUGGAACGAACCGGUAGUCGGGAGGUGAUCGUAACAUUCACCACUUCCGGUGCACUGGUGGAAGUAGAGGGCAGCGACACUAUUGCCACGCCUGAAAGCACUCCAUCGAAGGUGGAAGGUGACAUUGCCGGGGACCCACCUUCGUGUUUUGCCGCAUGCGCUAACGAACAUGAUGAAUCUCAAAGCUGCACUCAGUGCUCAGGGCUCGUGUAG